Molecule: messenger RNA, 1176 nt
Organism: Funneliformis geosporum
Lineage: Eukaryota; Fungi; Glomeromycota; Glomeromycetes; Glomerales; Glomeraceae
Source: the annotation of a GenBank genome assembly
AUGGAUCUUGUUGAUAAUCCAUUGAGACAUUCCCAAAAUGAUCCCAAAAUUAUUAUUUCCGAUAGGCUUGAAACGUUUUCUACCAUUACCAUAAGCACUGAUGCGGUAUCCAUCAAUUAUCAACAUAAAGAAACUGUCGAAAAUGACCAAAGUAAAUUAACCAAUAUCAGAAAGGAUCUUUAUCCUUUACAACAUGGUGCGCAUACGCAUGAACCAACAUCUGAAGAUGAUCUAUAUCGAACGCCUUUACAAAGGAAAUUUUAUUAUUUCUUUGAGGAACCUCGAUCAAAAUGGGCGCAACUUUAUUCUAUAUUUUCCGUUAUCUGUGGAGUCAUCUCUUCGAUUCGUAAGAAUUCUACGAGUGACGAGAAUCAUCAAAACAUUGAAGCGGGAGAAUUUGAGUCAUAUACAGAAACUUGGUAUAGAACAUUACCGGACGGUACCAGAGAAAAAAGUCCGUUCCAAUCCGUGAUUCACAGUUUUUAUUUUAGUGUAGCUGCAAUGACAACAACCGGAUAUGGAGACGUGUCACCAAUCACACUUCUUGGACGAUGUAUUGCCACAUUAACUACUAUAUCCGGAAUUUUAGUUGCUGCAUUUAUUUCAUCUAUCAUUGGAAUAAAUUCUGAUACGGAAUGGUCAAAAUAUCUACAACAUGAAACCAAGGUAAAUUUUUAUGAUAUGUGGCGAACAAUCGAUGAAACAAAUGUUAAUGAGUUAAAUAGCACAGAACAAACCGAAACGGUAGAAAUCUUGCAAUUUCAAAAUAACAUUUUAGUGGAUCUCAUAGAAGAAAUUCAAGAAAGGUUUACUGAAAUUGACCCCCCAAUGUAUAAAUUUAAAUACGAGAAUUUACGGGUUGAAUACAAACAAACAAUUGGGAAAUUAUCUCAACUAGAACUGGAGGUGAAAGAAUACGAAUCUUUAGAGGAGAUUAUUGCUGAAGAUUCAAAUAGAGCGCGUAUUGUAGCUAUUGCUGUCGCUUCUGCAGUACGAGAAGCAAGCCAGCAAGACUGGGAGGCAGCUUGCCGUUCCAUACUCGAAAACAAAUCACUUACAGAAUCAGAAAAAAAUUGUAUUGUAGCGCUCUUACAGGACAAACAAUUUUCGAUAUUAUUCGUUUACGCGACGGUACAAUAUAUGGAAUUUUUCGAUAUUCUUAUAACUUCUCUUUAA